Messenger RNA from Neogale vison (American mink), 1400 nucleotides. It is a transcript of the gene LRRC28, whose product is annotated as leucine rich repeat containing 28. NCBI's taxonomy places the organism in Eukaryota, Metazoa, Chordata, Mammalia, Carnivora, Mustelidae. The coding region runs from base 61 to 1164 and encodes 367 amino acids. The record is from RefSeq and is a predicted model, not a curated record. The transcript has 9 exons. Gene Ontology annotation, molecular function: protein binding.
AAAUGGACCAAUUUUGACAAGAUGUAGUGCUGUAGCGUGCCUGAUGGGAUAUGUUCAGUCAUGGCAUCUGAACUCUGUAAGACGAUCUCUGUGGCAAGGCUGGAAAAGCACAAGAAUUUGUUCUUAAAUUAUAGGAAUCUGCACCAUUUUCCAUUGGAGUUACUGAAAGAUGAGGGACUACAGUACUUGGAGAGGCUCUAUAUGAAAAGGAACUCCCUUACAACCUUGCCAGAAAACCUUGCUCAGAAGCUUCCAAACCUUGUGGAACUGUACCUUCACUCAAAUAACAUAGUUGUGGUUCCAGAAGCCAUUGGAUCCCUCGUAAAACUCCAGUGUUUGGAUCUUAGUGACAAUGCCUUAGAAAUUGUUUGCCCAGAAAUUGGUCGUCUGAGAGCUUUACGUCAUCUUCGAUUAGCUAAUAACCAACUGCAAUUCCUACCUCCAGAGGUUGGCGAUUUGAAGGAGCUGCAGACACUAGACAUUUCUACCAAUCGUUUGCUAAAUUUACCCGAGAGGCUUCACCUGUGCCUUUCUCUGCAGUACCUCACCGCGGACCGCAAUCGACUACGGUGCGUGCCGCGUCAUCUCUGCCAGCUGCCCAGCCUCAACGAGCUCUCCAUGGCUGGAAACCGUCUUGCAUUUUUGCCACUUGAUCUAGGUCGAUCUCGAGAACUACAGUACGUGUACGUGGAUAACAACAUUCACCUGAAAGGCUUACCAUCCUAUCUGUACAAUAAAGUCAUCGGGUGCAGUGGCUGUGGUGCUCCCAUUCAAGUUUCCGAGGUGAAGCUGCUUUCUUUCUCAUCCGGGCAGCUCACUGUGUUCCUCCCUGCCGAGGUGAAGGCCAUAGGGACAGAGAACGAUCACGUCCUGCCUCUGCAAGAGUUGGCCAUGAGGAGUCUCCAUCACACCUACCACAGUUUUCUUAAAGAUUUGAACUUUCUGUCUCCAAUCUCAUUACCCAGAAGUCUCCUGGAGCUGCUGCACUGCCCCCUGGGACACUGUCACCGGUGUAGUGAGCCCAUGUUUACGAUUGUCUACCCCAAGCUCUUUCCCUUGAGAGAGACGCCGAUGGCAGGGCUGCACCAGGGGAGGACAACAGUGAGCUUCGUGGCUUACUGCUGCUCCACCCAGUGUCUGCAGACUUUUGACCUACUGAGCUGAUAAACACCAAGAGCCCCAGGAACCCCGCCAGCCUGACACCGCGGCCGCCUGCAGAGCGCACCCUGUUUGCGUCCAGCCCGGCGGAACAGGCCCUCACAUCCUGUCCUGUGCCAUGCUGCGGGGGGGUGGGGGGAGCUGCGGAACUCUCUGGAAAUGUCGUGAUGGAGCUUCUGAGCUGAAAUGCCUUCACCCUACCCCCCCCACCCCACGUUGGAAUAUAUCCUCCCCCAAAUUAA